Messenger RNA from Sphaeroforma arctica JP610, 1779 nucleotides. RefSeq lists its product as hypothetical. Gene Ontology annotation, molecular function: phosphatidylinositol transfer activity. The record is from RefSeq and is a predicted model, not a curated record. The transcript is spliced from 14 exons. Lineage: Eukaryota; Ichthyosporea; Ichthyophonida. The annotation marks the transcript as partial.
AGGUGCUACUACGUGCUGAAGGACGGUUAUCUGCGUGUGUUCCGCAAUAAAGCCGACAGCCGCAAUAGCCAAGUGCAUCCCAGAGCAUGUGUGCACGCCUCACAUCUGGUGUUGGUGACGAGUUCACAGUCAGCCGAGCCCACGACGUUCUCCAUUCGACUGCAAAACAAACUGAAACAACUGAAAGUGAAGACGACGGCAGAGCGGCAGAAAUGGAUCGUUGCGUUUGCUCAGGCGCAGAUGUUAUAUCCUGUGGAGUUGUCGCCGACGUCAUCGCUCGAAGGGGACGAUGACAUGGGGAUGGAAGAGAGCGCUUAUAACCAGAGGUUGUCUCCGAGUGCACUGCAUCGAGUGGCUACCAUGCCCACAGUCACCACUCUACUCCACGACUUCAUGGAGACACUAAUUCAACGCAGAGGUAAUGUGCUGGUGGCAAUGGAGGCGGUGGAAGAGGACUACACUGCAGCCGAGACCACAGGAGAGCGGCAGAAGAUUUUGACGAAAAUGCACUGCCAAGAGAUGGACCUCUGCAUGUUCUCCAUGCGUGAGUCUCUCCGUGGCUUUACCGAUCUACUACGAGCGUAUCAGACCGAAGUGCAGCACAAGUUAGACCGCACACAGCAGAAGCGCCGAGGGGCUGAACGCACACUCAAGGCACUGCUCAGUGACAUCGACGACAUGGAACGGUCGGGGCACUUUCUGCAACUGCUGACCAAGAGUCAUGUGACGCAGCAGAGAGAGGCCAGGCGCACCCUGGGCCAGAAACGGGUGAUUCGCAAAACGGCAAGCGAAGGGGCGUACAUCCACACGGACAACACAGACGACCUGUCACAGCCACACUCCACACAGCCACCCGACAACGGCACCUCAAGUAACGUACCCGAAGGUAAGAUCAAUGUAUCAGACGACCUCUCAGAUGACUCGGAUGAAUUCUUUGAGAUUGAGGAAGAUUGGUCUCCGCAAGAAUUAGAGACCAUUAAAAUGGCCCAGAGCGUAAACCACUUACGUGCACAUAAACUGGUGGUGCCACACAUCACACCCGCCACACGUAACGACGACUUAGCACGGUUUGUGCGCGCAAGAGACUUCAGCGUAGCCAAUGCAGCGCAGAUGUACUCAACCUACGCCACAUGGGCCAAACAGUUCGGACCACACGACAUCCCUCCACACACCCUCACCAAGGAGCUGUCCGAGGGAAUGAUCUUUUUCCACCGCGAAGACAAACAAGGGAGGCCGCUGAUGAUCCUCAACAUAACCAAAAUGCCACAGACACUCCCUGAUGAGGCUACUGAGCUUCGGUACAUUCGCCUGGUGAUUCUGAUGGUGGAGACUGCCUGCCGUGCCACGCCCCCGGAAAUGGCAACCUUCUCACUACUCAUCGACUUCAAAGGCUUUACUAUGGCCAGCAAUGACAUGAAGUUGACCAAGACUAUAUUCAAGCUGCUGUCGGACUACUACCCUGAGCGGCUGGGGGCGUGUCUGUUGGUAGAUACUCCAUGGAUGUUCAACGCUGUUUGGUACGCUAUCAAAGCCUUUCUCAGUCCACGAACCGCCGCCAAGAUCAAGUUUGUGAAGCGAUCGGAUCUUCCCAAAUACGUCCAACCCCACAACCUUCCGCGGUCGCUGGGCGGGCAAGUGCCGUUUGUGUAUAACAGCACAGACAGUCCAUUGGGAGAACUCACACCACAGCACAAGGCAAACCUCGCCGCAGAAAAGGAGAAGGCACAACACAGACAAGACGGGACACCCGCCACUGACAGGAAGAUAGCAUCACUGUAA